Molecule: messenger RNA, 4836 nt
Organism: Pleuronectes platessa (European plaice)
Lineage: Eukaryota; Metazoa; Chordata; Actinopteri; Pleuronectiformes; Pleuronectidae
Product: solute carrier family 25 member 45
Exons: 7
Coding region: 428-1279 (283 amino acids)
Biological process (GO): transmembrane transport
Cellular component (GO): mitochondrion
Molecular function (GO): transmembrane transporter activity
Source: RefSeq, a predicted model, not a curated record
CCUAAUUACCGCUACAGGAUAACUAGUCGUUCACGGAGGAAACCACAUUUAGAAAGCGUAAAACCCAGAGAGUAGCGUCGCGUCUGUUGCUUGGAUCCAUCCAUCGAGUCAGACCACCGGGAUACAGGUUCUUCUACAGACCGAGCGUUCUCCACUGCUCUCCGGGUUCAGACUGGAUGAUGCACCGGUGUUAGUUUGGCCGUGUGUUUCGGAGUGGAGGCUUUCUUAACUAUAGUAGGGAGAAUCUGUUAUAAAAUGCUAAAGUAUGUUUCUCAUGGAGGCCAUGAAUCCAUCAGGCUUUAAUAUAACCUUAAAUCAAGGGUACGUGGGUCCUUGUCCAAUUCUACAGCCACUAUGUUUACAUUGAUGAGGACGUGGUUCAAACAAUAAGGUGACUUACACAACAGGUUGUGAAGCUGUGGAAGUCAUGCCUUUUGUGGAGUUCAUAGCUGGGAGCAUUUCAGGUGCACUGGGACUUGCACUUGGACAUCCAUUAGACACUGUGAAGGUGCGUCUGCAGGCCCAGUCCAUGUAUAAAGGGAUACUUCACUGUGUGGCUAAAACGUACUCUAAUGAAGGGCUCCAUGGUUUCUUCAAGGGCAUGGCAUUUCCUGUGCUGACAACCGGCAUCAUCAACUCCAUCGUUUUUGGCUCUUACUCGAAUGCCUUAGAUUACCUUACUCAGUCUCAGCGCUGUGACCGAAGCAAACCGGCCUCGACAGCACACGUCUUCACUGCUGGCUGCUUCUCAGGUCUGAUGCAGGUGUUUGUUUGUGCACCUGUCGACCUGGUGAAGGUGCGUCUGCAGGGUCAAACAUCUGCUCACCGAUACCGUGGACCCAUUCACUGUGUUUCCGUCAUCCUGAAGGAGGAAGGACCCAGGGGUCUGUUCAGAGGAGGGCUGGCCCUCGCCCUGAGGGAUGUACCCUGCUACGGACUCUACUUUCUGCCCUAUGAGGUCACUCGAAUGGCUCUGACAGGGAGCGGCAAAGAAUCAGAUACGUUUGCUAUAUUGAUGGCCGGUGGCACGGCAGGAGUGGUGACCUGGAUCUUUGCGACGCCCAUGGACGUGGUGAAAGCCCGACUCCAGAUGUCAGGGGCAGGUGGACGGGUAUACAGCGGAGUCCUGCACUGCCUGAGAGUGAGCGUGAGAGAGGAGGGAGCCAGGGUCCUUUUCAAAGGCCUACUACUGAACGGCCUGAGGGCCUUUCCCGUCAACGCCGUCACCUUCCUAAGCUACGAGAGUCUGAUGAAGAUGUUCUGUCCACCCGCGAGAUGACAUGAUGUCUGACAGUGACAAACUGUUUGUCCUGCCAACUGAAAAAUCUUCUGUCCAGUCUGACUCUGGUGGCUGGAACACAGUGGAAGGCCAGGACAUGUGGCAUCUACUUCAAGGACAUUGACUUAAAGCAGCGAUUCAAAUGACUGAGUAUAGUGUGAAUAGGGUUUCUCAUAACGACAGCUUUAGAGGACUUUAGUUUAUAAUCUUAACUUUUGAUUUUGAUUAAUUCCCAAUACUCACAUUAGCCUGGUUACACCAUUAGCCUGGUGCCAAAAAGCUCCUCAAGAGUGAAACCAAAGUGUUUAGCUCACCUCCUGGUGGCUGGUGUCAGGCGUGUUGGUUUAUCCUAAAUAAGAGAUGAGCCGGAUUGGUCCAAUUUAAGUAUUUAUUGAGAUGCAAUGAAAGUUGAACAGCAUAGCUAUGGACAAUUAUCACAGCCUAGGCUAAAUCAGUUAGCAAUGGGUAGUUAAUAAUGGCCCCGAACAAAAGGGGUUUGAUAUAAUUAUAACAGUAGAUUUAAUAUGAUUGGUUAUAAAAGAUUGGAGGAGAGUCACCGCAAAUCAAUUUGGUUCUCCCUUAUUGGUCCAAAGCUGUAGUCCACCGCCUCUUGUCAAGGAAUCCAGGAAGUGACAAGAAGCCGCUCUCCGUGACGCUACUACUCUGAUAGUUGCUAAGCAAAAUGUUCUCUUCAUGAAAGGCCUUGACACAGCUAAUGCCAUGUGGGCCUUUGGAGAAAGGAAUAUGAUGUUCCUGCUAUAUCCAAACAAUGUCCUGUUGAUGUAAAUAUUAGAAUCCUCGAAACCAAAACAACGAAACAAAACAAUGUCAACAAAGUCACUCUGUCCGACCUCCAGAACUUUCAGACAGCUGCAUGAAAUAUAUGUGAUGUGAAUGAAUCUAGGGGAAUAAUGGUUUAAUACCAAAAGUUAGAAUUCAGAACAAUUAUAAGAUUCAUUAUUAACACUAUGCAGCAAGGGUUCUUUAUAAAUCAUUUGUAUAAAGGCCUUAUAACUGUCCCAACCUGCUCAAGGCCCCCCCUCCUGCCUUUAUUGAAAAUAGUACGGUCAGACCCACACAACAGCUAAAAUAUUGAAUUCUCACACUGGUUACAUUAUAUGUCAGAAAUUCCACCACCUCCAUAUAAGAAGAUGUGACAUAUCAAAGUACCUAACAAACACAUUCUCUCAAAGAUGGCUUCUGUCAUUGUAGGUAGUUUUUAUCACAAUGAUGUUUGUUAAAGUGUUUUUCUGGUAAGUUUGGUUUCAAUGAAUUCUUUGAUGCUCUAAAAACGUCACGAAUGGUCGAGCACAUAUGGCUGUACCUUUAAUGAGGCGGCAGUGGGUUAGAGUUGUUGUCCUGCAACCAGAAGGUCGGCGGUUCAAUCCUCAGUCUUCCCCAUCUGCAUGCUGGGCAAGAUACUGAACCUCUAAAUGGCCCCUCACAGAUGUUGAAAGCACCAAUUGUAAGUCGCUUUGGAUAAAAGCAUCUGCCAAAUGACAUGUAACGAUAUCAACACACAAACUACAUGAAUUUGACCCUUGAGGCAGCACUUCAAACACUAAAUAAUGGAAGAUGAGUGUACAAAGAUGUUUGUAUGGUAUCAGCAUUAAAUCAUAGUGUUGCUUUUUAUAAGCAUUUUACUGAGAAACACUCAGACAAUGAGAGGAAACAUGUAGAAUGAACGUGUUUAUUACGUAAAUUCAUAAAAUGUUCUAAUCAGAAAAGAAUGAACAAGUUUUGCUGAGGCACAAAAAGUAAAAAAAGGUAAAGAAAGUAAAGCAAACAUAAAACAUUUGUUAAAAAUGCAUUUGAAAAGACAAUUUGUGUUACAAUGAUGACCACAGAUGUGUCCUAUCAGAGACCUGAUGGACUUUGUCACUCACUAACAAAUCAAGUAGAAGAUAAACUGAAAGAGGCCUGGACACAUGAGCAGAGCAGCAGACUAAUUUGAUUGAAGCUGCCAUGUCAGAAUAACAUUAUCAUGAUUGGAUUAUUAGCUCCCUGCAGUUUAUGUUUGGCAAGAUAAUAAAAGUGGCACUUAUGUGUUGUAGAAGAACAGAAAGGGAGUCGUUUCAGCUCUCAUCCUGAAAUCCUGAACGUUAAGAGUAGGCCACGCAAUAGCACAUAGAAGUAUGUUUGACAUUAAAUUAAAAGGGGUCAUAUAGCGUUUUAAGAAAACCAGUAAAACUAAGUUUCGUAUUUGUUUAUGAUAACACAGCAAUCACCUGAGAUAUUGGUACAAUGUGACAUCAGUCAGAUGACUACUAAAUAAACAUGAUUUACUUUGUCUGGAGGUAAAAACGAAUGAGCACACUUGUUACGUUGCUUUUAAUCUCUCUUUGCACAAGGAGCAAACAACUGGAAAAGAGACAAAAAACAAUUUUGCCGUUUUAAAAAGUUGCCUUAAGCUAGGCUAAGCUUUGCCUCGACAAACCUCCAAACAGCGUCACACCUCAGGCCUUUGUGCCCUGUUCACAACUCAAACAUUACAUUGUAUGACACAGUGUCUGUUACACUGUCACAACGGUCAAAUCUUACAGCUUCGGUGCUCCUUAGAUAUUCACUGUUGCACACUGUACAUUCAGCAGCUGAUGUACCACAGAUGAGAUCAAAGCUUACAGAAGCCCCUUCCUUCAGAGAACCCUGAGCUCCCUCGUUUCACAAACCAGUUUUCACCAAAGCAAAGAAUCAGGGAGGAUUAUAAAGGGCAAAGAAACUGUUCCACAGGACUAGUGUUGACAUGGUCAGACCAGUGACCUGAGCCAAGCCACACACAAAAGUCUUCUUGUAGCAUUAAGACAUGACAUUGACACUGAAUAUAAAAAAACAUUAGUGGUUUUUCUUUAAAGCAAUUUAACGAAACUAUUGCACCUUAAAAAAAUAUUCUGGGCCAUCUCUCAUCUCCCAUUACUUCAGUGGCUUAAACUGCCGGAAACAGGCGCAGCAGGUUUAACAGGAAAGCUGAAGUGAAAUCAGUUCAAAUGUCUUUGACAGAAUAAAAAACUCAUCUCCAACAUUCAGUGUGAAAACUUUUCAAAUAAUUCAGAGUGUGGUCCGGUUCUGGAAGCUGGUGAUCAUGAGGAAUAUAAACCGUUUGGCCGUGUUUCAGUUCAGUCAGGGGAACUUCACAGUCGUUGCUCAGAUCAGGAGAUUGUGACAGGCUUUGUUUUUCUGUCCAUGAAAAUCAAUGAAAAGGUCCGCUCUGUAGGAUUUACACGGAUCAAACAACAGAAAUGGAAUAUCAUGUUUAUAACUAUGUUUAUAUUUGUAUGUUUCAACAGCAGCCGGGGAGGGGUAGGGGGCAGUUGUUUGCAGUGUGCAACUUAACUGCUAAAUGCCACUAAAAGCUGCACACUGAGAAUUUUAGCUGCAUGGACUUUCAGACCAAUGGAAUCAAUCACCGCAAAGGUUGCAUAUUGAUGCUUCUCUUUUGUAAAUAUCCAGUCCCAUCUGGACAGCCACAGGCGAGCAAACAGAUCAUCGUUCAUAAUUUGAUCCCAUUUCUAGCAGCAUGUCUGUCUGUCAAGUGCCGAAAUCUUUGUGAGUCUGAGCAG